AUGCCAGAGAAAAUUCGGACGAGGCUCCUCGUCCUGUCCGACACACACGGCAAAGAUUUCGGCUCUGAAGAUCGACCUCCACAGCGAGUGGAUGUGGCCCUACACUGUGGUGACCUCACGGACGGCUCAAAGCUAGAUGAAUUUCGAAAUUCAAUCGAGAUGCUCAAGAAGCUUGACGCUCCGCUCAAAUUAGUCAUCGCUGGGAACCAUGAUUUUACCAUGGAUAUUGCUGCCUUCGAAGCCAAACUUGCAGAGGCAUCACAACCCCUAGAACCCGAGAUUGUGGCUCGAGAAUACGGAAGCCUGGGGCAAGCAAGACAAUUAUUCGAGGACGCAAGGAGUGAGGGCAUCGUCUUUUUGGACGAGGGAACCCACUAUUUUACACUUGAGCAUGGAGCGCUGCUAAAAGUUUAUGCCAGCCCGUACACUCCAGCCUUCGGGCCUUGGGGCUUUCAAUAUCACCCAAACAACGGGCGCCGUUUCGAUAUCGAGGAAGACACCGACAUCGUCAUGACGCACGGCCCUCCCAAAGGCAUCAUGGACAUGACACACGGCCGUGAACGCGCAGGCUGCCCCGAUCUUUUCAUCGCCAUAGCCCGUGCCCGACCCCGUGUCCACUGCUUUGGCCAUAUCCACGAGGGUUGGGGUGCAAGGGUCGUGACCUGGAAAGACAGCGGGAUUGAUCAGCCAUCCCACUUCACCGCCAUUAACAACGAAAACUCGCCAGUUGUUGAGAGACUGGCUGCGCUCCGAAUCACAACAUCCGACUCGGACGAGACCGCCCAGGGAAAGCGUGCGAGACUGGAAAAGCUGAAGCUCAAUAAAUGUGCUGUAACAAGUCACUGCAGCCAAGAUGAUUAUCAGCUGGACGCGGGCAAGGAAACACUGUUCGUCAACGCCUCCAUUAUGGGACACGAGGACUUCAUGCAUAGGCCCUGGUUGGUCGAUUUGGAGCUUGUGAAGCACACAAAUUGA
Fonsecaea erecta is the source of this 975-nucleotide messenger RNA. RefSeq lists its product as hypothetical. The transcript has a single exon. Gene Ontology annotation, molecular function: hydrolase activity. NCBI's taxonomy places the organism in Eukaryota, Fungi, Ascomycota, Eurotiomycetes, Chaetothyriales, Herpotrichiellaceae. The coding region runs from base 1 to 975 and encodes 324 amino acids. The record is from RefSeq and is a predicted model, not a curated record.